This is a messenger RNA of Macadamia integrifolia, 2660 nucleotides long. RefSeq lists its product as uncharacterized. NCBI's taxonomy places the organism in Eukaryota, Viridiplantae, Streptophyta, Magnoliopsida, Proteales, Proteaceae. The record is from RefSeq and is a predicted model, not a curated record. The coding region runs from base 1389 to 2396 and encodes 335 amino acids. The transcript has 2 exons. Gene Ontology annotation, molecular function: zinc ion binding; nucleic acid binding.
GGAAACUAAAGUUAGUUUCUAUUUUAUGUAAACCCCCAUCAUUAUUAUAAAUAAAGGAGAGCUCUCAUUAGUAGAGUCAUGAAUUUUAUGAACAAAAAGAUGCUGCUGCGUUUUCUCCUCUGGAGGUUUCUUUGUGUUUGAUCAAAGAAGAAGGGUUUGCUGUUUGAUCCAAGCGACACUCUGCGGCGAGAAGUCCAAGUGGAUCUUCAUAUUUUCUGGUUUUCUUAUUGUUUCUAAUCUCAUUCAGCUAGCGAGGUAAGUGCUCUAAUCUGUGUGCAGAAUUUUUGGGUUAAGAUUCUCUAUUUUAUCUACUGUUGGCCUUGCUAUUUGUGGAGUUCUGGCCAUCCGAUGGCCUUCUAAUUUUGAUCAAAGGUUAGUCCUAUUCUGAAGGAAGUUCGAUCCAAUUUUGAGGCUAAUCAGACCACUGGUUCUUGCUGAAGUGGACUGUUAGUUCUGGCCGGUUAUGGAUUUUCCCAGAUCUGAAUUCUGAAUUCUGUUAUGUUUAAAUCUGUAUGGAACUUGAUUGCUGCUAUUAUUCUCCAAUGGGUUGGACUUUCAAAUCAGUCCUUAGAUAUGUUAUUAGUUCCUUGAUAAUACUCUGCUGAAAAUUCAGAAGUUAAUGCCAGAUUUCAGAGCCUACUGUCAGAAUCGAGUUUUGAUUUGGUUAUCUGGUCCUGCUAUGUUUUGAUUAUGAUCCUACUUAUUCAAUGACUCUAUUUCUGUUGCUGGAACUUUUAAUUGUUGAUGCAAACUCAGUUUCCUAAAAUUCCUGAUUGUGGAUCUGCUAAUUCUGGUUUCUUCAAGGACUGUUGAUUGGUUUAAGUUGGACUGGUGUUGCUGUUUACUAUUGGGUGGUUUUGAUUGUUCUUUGGUUUAUAAGUUCCUGCAGCUUUGGGUCUAGUUUGGUUUGUCAAAUUUAGUCCUACAUUAAGUGGUAUCAGAGCAUGGCUGAGAACAACACCCCCACUCUUGCUUCUAUUAUGGAACUGCUACUGAAUAUGAAGGCUGAACAGGAAGCUGAGUUGAAUGAAUUAAAGACUGAAUUGAAUACAAGGUUGUUGGCUGCACAAUAGACUACUGGUGAGUCACAAACAACACUCGAAGUGGAAGCCCCAUUGAAUGUAGUUGCUUACUUGGCUAACAGGAGGGCAAACACUAAUCCGAGACCACCACAGAGGGUUCCUGUAGUGCAACCUACAUUUGAAGAACAUGUAAGAGGUUAUUUCGAGACUGAACGUCCCACAUAUCAGAGGAACUCUGGAGACUCACAAAAGGUCAAGCUUGAUCUGAAGGAGUUUGAUAGAAGACAUGACCCCCAACUAUUCUAUGAUUGGGUAGUGGCACUGGAUGACUACUUUGAUUAUUAUGAUUUACCUGAGGAACGAAAGAUGAAACUAGCUCGUGCUAAGCUAGUUGAGGCUGCUCGUGAUUGGUGGACCACCUAUGAAUAUGAACUGGAAGACCGUGGUAGAGAACCUACUAGUUGGGAGGAGAUGAAACUUGAGUUAUUAGAUAAAUACUUGCCACGCAACUUCGGAGCUUGCAUACAAGAUCAACUGAACUCUCUUCGUCAAGGGUCUAUGACUGUUACAGAGUAUAUGAACAGGUUUGAUGCACUUUGUUCUCGCACAGGCAUAUCGGAGAAUGAAAGGCAAUUGUUAUCUAGGUUUCGAUUGGGAUUACGAGCUGAAAUCAACAGCGGAAUCAGAGUGGUUGACGUGUAUUCAGUGAGGGAUUGCUUUGACAAGGCCCUACGAGCAGAGGAGCUUGUAGCACAGCCAGUUAGAAGGUUUGGUUUUCAAGCUGGGGAGGUCAGGAAAAAUGUUCCAGCAACUAAACCUAGUAGCUCAACACCCCCAAAGUCCACUUUUCCUCCACGGGCCAAUCACAAAGGAAAGGCACCUAUGACAUGUAGUAAUAAGGCACAGUGCUUCCAUUGCGAAGAGGUAGGACAUUUUACUAAGUCUUGCCCACAUAAGCAGAGGGUUAAUGCAUUAGCUGAGGUUGAAGACUCCAAUGAGGAAGAUGAGUUAGAUCUUUACCCUUAUCCUUUUGAUGAUGAUGAUGAUGGUGGAUAUGACUAUGAUAUAGAAGACAGUAAUGAUGAUGGCACUUAUGUCAUUCAUGUGAUUAGUAAUGUCUUGGUGGCUGAAACCAUGGAAGAACACUCCACUGAAGCAUUCUACAUUGAAGAGAGCAUAGUAGACAAGACUAAAGCUGUGGAAGAUGAGGUAGUGAUUGAAAGAACUCCACAACAAGUCUUUGAGAUUCAUGAUGAGAAGGAAAAGUUUGUUCCAAUUCUUGAUGAGAAGGUUACUAACAUUGAUGACUCUAUUCAUACAACAUUCACUGUUGGUAUUGAUUCAGAGGUAGAGCAUAUAGACUCCAUGCCUUGAAGACUACAUUCCACAAGUUUACAAGCAACCAGAAUUAUGUUUGGGAACAGUUAUGACUGCUAUUCACAUGUUCCCACCUCAUCACUUCAAAAUUUGAGGACGAAUUUUUUCAAGACUUGAUGCAGAUUCUUCACCAAACUAGGCUUGUUUUGUUGGGAAUAAGCCUGGAGUUAGGUUGUAUAUGUGUUGGGCCUUUAGUCCAUGUGGUUUGGAGUGUAUUGGGUCACUUUUAUGGGUCUAAACUAGGGGUUCUAAGGUUGCAUA